GGAACUUUGAAAUAAUGUUUUUCUUUGUUCUAUUUUGAAAACAGGUGCUGAAAUAAAGCGUCCGUUAAUAUACUAAUUACUAGCAUUUUUUUUAUAAAGUAUAAAGUUCCAAUCACGAGAAAGAAAAUCAAAGCCGAACUUUCAGAAUGAAGCUGUUACUCGCAAUUAUUGGACUCGCUAUUACAAGCGUCGUCUCCCAAGAAAUCCUUGAGGUUACAUGCGGCCAAGAUGCCAUCGUUGCUCGUUUCAACAAGCAGACCGCAGAUGCCGCUGAUUACAGCAUGUCAGAGCUCCAUUUCAACGACCCAGAAUGUGGUUUUGAUGAGGAAUUAGAUGGCUACUUCAUAAAAAGAAUGUCACCAUUGAACGACUGUGGAACGAAAAUUGUGGCCAACGACACCCACGCCGUUUUUGUCAACUCCAUUUCUUCUGGAGACAUUGAGACCGGAUUAACCUUCCCUCAUGGAAUCAUCGUUGGUCAACCAGAAAACACAGACCUGAUCAGCGUUUCCUAUGAAUGCACCUACGAAAUUGAUUUGAGAGCCAGCGCCGCUUUCAUCCCCAAUAUCACCGUACUGAGGAUCGAAAUUCCCGACGCAAUCGGAACUGGAGAAUUCCAAGUUGCCAUGGCCAUUUACAGAUCAGAAGCUUACAGAGAAAUCUUGGAAGGAACUCCCACUCUUCAACCAGAUGAGACCGUUUUCGUCGGAGUCACCUUCAUUGGCGAAGACCCAAGCGAGGAAUUGUACCUUCUUCUGAGAAGAUGUUGGGCAACCGUAUUUGAAGAUCCGGAAAGUCUGCCAAGCUACGAUCUCAUUACUGACUCAUGCGCUGUCGACGGAGCGGUUGAAGACACCGUAAGAGUUACUCAGAACGGCAUAAAUCACCAAGCUCUAUGGAGAACAGAGGUCUUCAAAUUUGUUGGUAAUGAAGAUGAGUACAAUACCGUCUGGCUUCAUUGCGACAUCACGAUCUGCGUUGAAGGCACCUGUGAACCGGAAUGUGGUGCCCGGCGUAAAAGACGUAGCAGUGGACAAUUCAUCGACAACAACGAGCACAUCGUUACGGCCGGACCAAUUAGCAGAUUCCCAACUGUGCAGAUUCACUUUACUGGUGGCAAUACAGGAGAGGCUACUGUUAUAAUCAAGAACGAAACCAUUUCGCACGAGAAAUCCCGUGGGGAACCCCAAGACGGCAUCACCGACCACAACCUUCUCAUCAUCAUUGGAGUGUUCUCAGGUUUCUGCCUGUUGUGUCUCAGCAUGGCCUUGAUGAUUGUGAUGAUGCGCCUCAAAAGGUCAAACGAGCGCUCUGGCGAAGUUACUGCCACCGGCACCAUCAACAAAGGCUUCAGCAUAUAAUUAGAAUGAAGCGUGGUUUAUCAUGUCAGUUCAUCACUCAUUUCAAGAAAACUAGCUAAUUAUGUAUAUAGUCAUCAAUUGAUAUACUUAUCAUUCAAACGAUAAUAUGUAUUUGUACCGACAAUUGUCGGAUAUUUCGACUGAAUAGCAUUCCCUGGACUUUGCUGAAUGUGCUUAAAAGCUCACAAAAAGUGAAAUAGAUGUCUUGUCAUAAAGUCGCGUUUCAGCUUUCGCUGAUAAUAAAGUAUGAGAAGUGAUUAUGGGUUCGUGGAUAAUAGUUUGAAGGCUUUUGUUGAACUUUGUUCAAAAACGUGGUAAUGUGGUUUUAUGGACACUGCGGCUUUUCUUUGUAGCGCUUCUAACUGUUAUAAUGCUAAAAAAUGAUUUGAUUAAUCAUGAUGAAACGGUUUUGCAAACAAAUGCCUUAAUAUCUUGAGCAUAAGUGAUUCGUGGACAGCAUUUUUGUCCGACCGUUCCAUUAAUCCGGCAGCUUUGCCAACUUUUGCCAUUUUGUUGUAACUUGUGUGUAAAACAGUUAUUUGUUUAGUUUGUUUUUGUGUACUGCUUUGCCUUUUCGUUAAAUUUUUUUGUACUUGUCUCGUACAUCUCCUUUCCGCCUGAGGAUGCACUUCAUUACCAGUAUGUACUAAAACGAGUGAUGCUGAGCAUUUACAAUAAACUGGUUGAGUAGUAAAUGUGA
Styela clava is the source of this 2061-nucleotide messenger RNA. RefSeq names its product uromodulin-like. Lineage: Eukaryota; Metazoa; Chordata; Ascidiacea; Stolidobranchia; Styelidae. The record is from RefSeq and is a predicted model, not a curated record.